Molecule: messenger RNA, 1196 nt
Organism: Bursaphelenchus okinawaensis
Lineage: Eukaryota; Metazoa; Nematoda; Chromadorea; Rhabditida; Aphelenchoididae
Source: the annotation of a GenBank genome assembly
AUGAAGUUGCCGUUUGUUAUUGCCAUAUGUAUCGUGGGUUUAGAUUCAAGUUGGGCGACGUCUACGGUGGAUCCUGUAGCUUAUAGUGAAGAUGGAGUUAGUUUAGCUACUGAGAGUGACAGGUCAGAUGAUCCGCAUUCGAGUAAAGAUCCAUUUGAUUUUACUGUUGCAUUUCUUCAAGAUGACUAUGACACAGAGACAACUAAUGACUUUAAUACGACGACUACAGUUACUGAGGACUCUACGACCACAGAUUUGUCUAACACAACAACUACAAUUACCACAACUACAACGUCUACAAGCGUUAGUACGACCACGACAACUAUAGUUAGCACUACCACUAUUCAUGUAAGUUAUAUAGUAGGUUAUCCAAAUAUAAAUGGGCCAAAAGUUUAAUAUAGGCCUCAUUUAAGACCUUUUGAAAUAAUUUGGAUAUUUUAUACCAUUUUAGUCUGAAUUUGAUAUAUUUCAGAAGACAACUACUACUCGAAAACCUCGUCCACCAAUUACAACUCCACCCCCAACAGACGAUGUAAGUUAUACAUUAUAAAAAAUCUGGUUUUCCAAAGCCUAAAGACAUUUAAAUUUUUUAUUUUUAGGAUGACGUCCCAAUGACAAUAAUUUACUCGACGAUAGGUGUAGUAUCAGGUAUCAUACUCCUUUGCCUCUGUAUUGGUUGUAUCGUAUACUUUUGUCGGUGUCGUGGUAAAAGGAAAAAGACGACCGAAACAAACACAGAACCUUCGACCGAGCCACUCAUACGACAUCGACCUCACGCUGAUAGUCCACCGUUAUCAGAAGUCACUGGGGAUCACAUCAAUCCGAAUGAUAUUAAGUACAAAGGGCGGUUGGAGAUACCUGAAGUCAUCAUUCCUAUAGGGGUAAGGUUUUUUAUGUUAUGUACUAUGAAAUGUUAAAACGUUAUCAUAAGUUAUAGAUGAAAUUAUAUAUUACUUCCGUAUUUUACGGUACUGCGUAAUACAUAUAGUGCACAUAUAGUACUAUAUCCAUGGUACUUAUUUAUAUGACAAUAGCGUCAGGACGACGAUGAGUUAGAUGAGAACGAAGCUAAUCAUAGUGGCAAGUUUACCCUCAACAAGAAUAUGAUCGAAGCGGUGGAAGUGGGGUCAGAAGUAGAAAAAGUUGGCGACAAAUCACCGCUUCGACGAAGAAACCCCAAGGCGAUUCGAGACUAA